Messenger RNA from Pyrus x bretschneideri (Chinese white pear), 2174 nucleotides. RefSeq names its product ultraviolet-B receptor UVR8. Lineage: Eukaryota; Viridiplantae; Streptophyta; Magnoliopsida; Rosales; Rosaceae. The record is from RefSeq and is a predicted model, not a curated record. The coding region runs from base 462 to 1940 and encodes 492 amino acids. The transcript has 7 exons.
CCAAUCACAGCCAGCCAGCUGUGCCAGUUUCUCCUUCGUUCCAUCAUCCCCUACUUUCUCUGCUACUGCUUUUGCUGAAGCUUCCAUUCUUUUAUUCUCUGCCCCAAAAAACCCAAAUUAAAUAUUCAAAUUAAUUUUUUACUUUCCCUUUAAAUAAUUUGGAAAUUAGGGCUUUUAUUUUGUGUUUUUUUUUCUGUCGUUUCUUCUCCAAUUGGAAAGUGGAAGCCCCAACUUUUAGCUCAGAGAUUGAAUUUCUCAAUUAUUCGUACGAACAAGUCAGAGAUCGCCGCCCAAAAGCCUCCAAAUUUCCACUUUCUGUUGUUGGUAAAUUUUCACUGCUGCUUUGUAGUUAGAAUCUUCAUUUGAUUCAAUUUGGUUUUUAAUUUCACUUUUUUUGCUGCUGUGAAAGGUUAAUUACUGUUCUUUGAUCGGUUUUUGCUCGACAAUUUGCAGGAUUCAUAAUGGCGAUGGGGUAUAGGCCGGUGUCAAUGGAGGACUUGCCGUCACAUUUGGUUUUAGAAAUCUUGAGCUCGGGAAGGCUUAAUGCCAUUGAUCUUCUACGUUUAGAGUUAACUUCUAGGACAUUUGGAGGGAGUCAGUGCUUAUACCCUCACAAGUUUCGGUCAUUGGUGGAUUUUGCUGCAUAUCAGCUAUGCGUGUCCCAUUCUGUAUAUGCUAAAAUGGAAGGGGAUGCUCAGAGUGAGCUAUUUAAUCGGUGUGGUGGGAAAUGGAAGCGGGUUUUGAGGUUCUUGCAAUCGGUGGAGCAAUCAUCUGACAUGGUUGAGACCUCAGCAGGCAAUAUGCAAAUUACAACUGGACGGUAUCACACAUUGCUAAUCAGCAAUUCAUCAUUGUACUCAUGUGGUGCCAGCUUGUGUGGUGUUCUUGGUCAUGGCUUUGAGACUAAGCAAUGUGUAACAUUUACCCGGAUUAAUUUUCCAUCUCCAGCGCAGGUGGUCCAAGUCUCAGCCUCCCACAACCAUGCUGCUUUUGUUAUGCAAUCUGGAGAGGUUUUCACAUGUGGGGAUAAUUCAUCAUUUUGUUGUGGGCAUAAAGAUACAAACCGGCCAAUUUUUAGGCCUAGGCUUGUUGAGGCAUUGAAAGGACUUCCUUGCAAGCAGGUUGCUACAGGGCUUAAUUUUACCGUGUUUCUUACAAGACAAGGUUGUGUUUAUACAUGUGGGGCCAAUACACAUGGUCAACUUGGUCAUGGAGACACCAUAGAUAGCCCAACUCCCAAAAUGAUUGAAAUGCCCGAGGGCAUUGGUUCCAUUGUUCAGAUUGCUGCUGGUCCGAAUUACGUCUUAGCUGUAACUGACAAUGGACUAGUGUACUCUUUUGGGUCAGGUUCUAACUUCUGUCUUGGCCACGGAGAGCAGCAUGAUGAGUUUCAGCCACGUGCAAUCCAAAAAUUUAAAAGACAGGGUAUUCAUGUGGUUCGAGUCUCUGCAGGCGAUGAGCAUGCCGUGGCACUUGAUUCCAAUGGAUUUGUACAUACUUGGGGUAAGGGCUACUGCGGUGCAUUAGGCCAUGGGGAUGAGAUUGACAAGACCACCCCAGAACUCUUGACCAAGCUCAAAAGCCACCUCGCUGUGCAGGUAUGUGCUAGAAAGCGGAAGACCUUUUUCCUCUGCGACAAUGGUUCAGUAUAUGGUUGUGGUUGGAUGAGCUUUGGUAGCCUUGGAUUUCCCGACAGGGGAUUAUCUGAUAAGAUCUUGAGCCCUCGAAUCCUCGAUAGCUUAAGAGCUCAUCAUGUUUCUCAGAUUAGCACUGGGCUGUACCAUACUGUUGUUCUCACUAACCGCGGACAACUCUUUGGAUUUGGAGAUAAUGAAAGGGCACAACUCGGGCACGACACAUUGCGAUGUUGCCUUGAACCAACUGAAAUCUUCAUACAAGAAACGGCUGAUGACAUGGAUCGUGUUACAGAAUGCCUCUGACCUCAGGGAAAAACCAUCUGCUUUGUGGAGUUGUAUGAUUUCUUAUGACCUUAGCAAACACCAUGAGAUUUCCUGCCAUAAUUUGAAUCGAAUUUGUUAAGUAUAGGGUAAAUAGCUUUUGUGUAUCUGUGAGAUGAAAAUGUUGAAGGCGUUACAUGAUAAUUUGUGUGUGAUAUUUGUUGUGGGAAAUUAGAUUGCGUAUAAUAUAAGAAGUACAGCUACGUUGUGUGUUCA